Messenger RNA from Galdieria sulphuraria, 1538 nucleotides. RefSeq lists its product as hypothetical. Lineage: Eukaryota; Rhodophyta; Bangiophyceae; Galdieriales; Galdieriaceae. The transcript is spliced from 3 exons. The record is from RefSeq and is a predicted model, not a curated record. Bases 36 to 1025 code for a protein of 329 amino acids.
GAUGAGAAAGCAUUAAGAGUUGAAUUGUUUUUGAAAUGAUUUCACACUAUCACCAUAUAUGGGAAACACUUCAAGUUGCAAACCAAGAGUUGAGACAGUGGUUAAAAACCAACCAAGAACAACCCACUGACAAUAACACGACUAGUAAUAACUAUCCUUCUACUACGAGUGGUCCUAAAGAGUUGUAUCCUCGUACCCAACCGUCUAAAAAUACUUCUAUGGUGGAGUUGGAAAUGGAAUUGGUCAAAGAAUUGGAACAAUCUUUGUCAGAAAUAGAUUCUGUUGAUAUAUCUUGUUACCCAUCAAAACCUAAUAGAAACCAACCCACGAGAAAGAAUAGAAAUAGGUCACAACAUGACUAUUCUCUUCCUUCAACUCACUCACGGAGUCAUAUCGAAGGUCCUGUUAUUAUAGACUCUAUAGAAAUGAAAGAUAAUGACUCUAUAUGGCUUCACCAUAAUAUUCAUCGCAAUGUAUGUAAGACAAUUGAUUGUAUAUUGGACCGAGAUGCAAAAUCCUUGUCCAAAAUGAAACAAAGUUGGCAAAAACUACAUCAAUGGAGUAAACACUUACAUCCUUAUUUGGAAAAGAAGAAGCAACAAAGAACAGUUCAUCACAAUUCCAAUGACUCCAAGGAAUAUGUUGAUAUGAAUAUAAAAGGAGACUCCUUUUUGUCUGAUCAUUCACUUAAAGUAUGCAUUGAAAAGACUCCCUUUUAUAAGCGUUUGAUAUUUCCUAAUGGCAAUUGUAAGGAAAUAUAUUCAGAUGGGAGAAGGGAAACUUAUUAUGCUUCAUCGCAUAUUCAUAAAAUUGCAUUUCCUAAUAAUGGUUAUACUUUUAUAUUCUUUCCCAACGGACAAUUGGAAAGACACUUAUCGGAUGGAAGAGUAGAAGUGAUUUAUGCGGAUGGUUCUAUAGGUCUGAUGUCUAAGGAUGGUAUUCAAGAGAAAUUGUUUCUAAGAAAUGGUAAGGUUGUAUAUAGAAAUAGAAUGGCCAAUCACACAUAUGAAAAAGAGAAUCAAUAAAAGGAGAAUAAGAAUGACAAAUGGACUUUUUAUGCUUUGUAUUAUUGUGUAUGUGAGAGAGAGAGAGAGAAAAGUAUAUCCAUUUACAAUUCCAUUCAUUUAUCGUAGAGAUAAGAGACGCUUUUGUUUUCCUUUUGUUUUUUGUGGUUGUUGAUGAUCAAUAUUUUCAAUGGAGCAAGUUUGAUUCUCUUUCAUUUUAGGUCCUACUACCAACUAGUGAUAAUCAACUUUUGCUCCGUAUAGAUUCAACACAACUUACCUCUGUAAUAUCAGACAAGGGACGACGUGAUGGAUAAACCCACUUUUUUUUCUCUACAUGACUUGGAGACAUUUUCAUAAGACCAGUUGGUAGAGGGUUUAUAUUUUCUUUUUCUUGUUGCCACCCAUUGUUAUUAUUUUGUUGUUGUGUAAAAGAAGAAGACUUGUAGGACAUAAGGAAUUGUAGUCACACACAGAGAGAGAGAGAGAAAGAGAUGUACAAAUCCAGUAAUCAAGAAAUCUCCAUUAGUACUA